Molecule: messenger RNA, 1104 nt
Organism: Frankliniella occidentalis (western flower thrips)
Lineage: Eukaryota; Metazoa; Arthropoda; Insecta; Thysanoptera; Thripidae
Exons: 3
Coding region: 1-1104 (367 amino acids)
Source: RefSeq, a predicted model, not a curated record
AUGAAGAGGACAUUCAACAAGCGACGAAGUAAGAGCUACCCAAGAAACCCCAAGACUAUCGGCGACAUAGGCGACAUUCCCCAGAAGUAUAAGAACACAUUGGACGGUAAAGAAUUUCUAAUAUAUGACUCCUGGAACGACGAAGAAGAUGACGAGCCCCCUCAAAACCGCAUUUUGGUAUUUUCUACUAGACAAUUUUUGAAGAGACUCACUCAGUCUCUUAUUGUAAACCUGGAUGGGACGUUUGAGACGUCGCCAGAUAUAUUUACCCAAGUGUUUACGAUUCAUGGUGAAUAUGGAGGGGAAGUGUUUCCUUUCGUAUUUGCCCUUCUUCCGGACAAAUCGGAAGCCUCUUACCGGACCGUACUGCAGGCUGUCGUCGACAAGUGUCGGGACAUGAGGAUAGCGUCGCCGAAACCGGUAACUGUUAUCUCCGACAUGGAAGUGGGCAUCAUCAACGCCACCAAGACCAUCUUCAGUGACGCAGAGAUAAGGCUAUGCUUAUUUCAUUUGCGCCAAGCUGCGUGGAGGCAUCUACAAGAAGGUGGUCUGCAGGUUGCCCACCGCAACCCAGAGGAUGACUCGAUACGAAAUGCCUUCAGAGAAGUGGUCGGCUUGGCUUUUGUUCCGGUAGAUGAUGUCAAGGAAGCCUGUGAAGUGGUGAUCGACAACCUCCCCGUAAGGAUGGCUGACUUCGGGGACUACUUCGAAAAAACAUACGUCAUCGGACAUCGGAACAGAAGAACUCGACGAACGGUUCCUCCGCGUUACCCUCCAGCCCUCUGGAAUCACUACAUAGCAGCUGUGGAAAAUCAGCCACGUACAAAUAAUGCCACUGAGGCAUGGCACAACAGGUUCCAGACAAUAGUAGGGAAAAGCCACCCCUCACUCUACAAAUUAAUUGGAGAAUUCCAAAAGGAGGCAGCCGACGUCAAAGUGAUGAUGGAAGAACUUGACGGUUUGUGUUGGCAAAGGGGUGUGGAUGGAGAAGGUGGCCCUUCAUGCAAUAUAUCGGACGCACAGAAAGAAUCCUGUCAAAAUGUUCAAGGCUCUGCUAACCGAUCUUGUUGGGCGAAGAAAUGGGACGAAGACCAACUUGGAUAA